GGUCAAAGUUCAGCCUUCUGAGCAAAGUUUCUUGCAUUUUAGUUGCAUUGGAGAAGGGUUUUUCCUUAACAUCUGAACAGAAUGAGGAUGCUGAAGAGAGCCUCCGCACUCAUCCUGAGAAGAGGAAUCGCAACUUAUCAAAGCAGAUUGUACCAAAGUGGCAGCCUCUUCAGAGUUCAUCCAUCUGUGUCUAAGGCUCUGGCAGAAAACAAGCCGGUGGUUGCACUCGAGAGCACUAUCAUCACACAUGGCAUGCCUUAUCCACACAACCUGAGCACAGCGAAACAGGUGGAGGCCAUUGUGAGAGCUGAAGGAGCCACUCCAGCCACGGUCGGAGUGAUCGAGGGAAAAAUCCACGUCGGUCUGUCCUCAGAGGAGCUUGAACACCUCGCCCUCUGCAAGAGAGCCCUGAAGGUGUCCCAUCGUGAUCUGCCCUACGUCAUGAGCAAAGGUCUCUCUGGAGGAACGACAGUGUCAGCCACGAUGAUAGCAGCACAUCGAGCCGGCAUCCAUGUGUUUGUCACAGGGGGCGUCGGAGGAGUUCACAAAGACGGAGAGAACAGUCUGGACAUCAGUGCAGAUCUGACGGAGCUCGGCAGAACUCCCGUUGCAGUCGUCUCUGCUGGUGUCAAGUCCAUUCUGGACAUCGGUCGCACCCUGGAGUUCCUUGAGACACAUGGUGUCUGUGUGGCCACUUAUGGAGCGUCAAAGAAUUUCCCAGCCUUCUUCUCUCCACAAAGCGGAUUCACUUCUCCAUGUCAAGUCCGCAACCCUGAGGAGGCUGCAAAACUCAUUGCGAGCAAUCUGUCUCUGGGUCUCCAAAGUGGCGUCCUGUUAGCGGUGCCCAUCCCAGAGGAGCAUGCAGCCGCCGGCCAGCUGAUAGAGGAAGCCAUACAGGCUGCAGCGACGGAGGCGAGAUCUAAAGGUAUAACAGGAAGAGAUGUGACGCCAUUCAUUCUUCAAAUAGUCAAUAAGCUGACUGAGGGAAAGUCCCUUCAAGCCAAUAUUGCUCUCAUUCAUAACAAUGCUAAAGUUGGAAGUCAAAUAGCCUGUGCACUGUCAAAACAGAUGACUGAGAGAGAGUCCAGAGGCAAGAAUCAUCAUCAUGAAAAACACUCAUCAGGCUCAGAUAUUGUUGUCAUAGGGGGAAUAAACGUUGAUUUUAUUGCAAAAGGAAAGACAAAAACACUCCAAUUUGGACAGACCAACCCAGGAAGUGUCUGUCAGUCUUUUGGUGGUGUAGGACGGAACAUUGCUGACUCUCUGAGUCGUUUAGGCCGUAGUCCUCUGCUCAUCUCAGCUACUGGAGCUGAUUCACACAGCGAAGCAGUGUUAAACUAUUGCAAACAUAUGAACACAAGUGGUGUGCUCAGGCUAAAAGAGCAAAACACAGCAACUUACUGCGCUGUUAUCACUGAGAGUGGAGAGCUGAGUCUUGGAUUGGGAGACAUGGACGUUCAUCAGCAUGUUACAGAGCAGUAUGUGUCGCAGUUUGAGAAGCAGCUUUCAUCAGCCAUUCUUGUGUGUCUCGAUGGAAACAUUCCCGUUUCCACCAUCGACUAUGUUUGUUCCAUUGCCAGAAAACACAACAUCAACGUUUGGUAUGAGCCAACGGAUUCAGAAAAGGCCUCUAAGCCUUUCCUGUCAGAUGCCUGGAAGUCUCUCUCCUAUUCAUCUCCAAACCUGGCAGAGUUGUGCACCAUGAACAAAGCACUGGGUUUCCCAACACCUGAAGUGCUUCCAAGCUCUCUCAAUGAGGUGCUGAGGGUUGCUGUGGCUCUCUCACGCCCCCUACUGGAUCACAUCCACUGUCUGGUGGUGACUCUUGGGGCUAGUGGAGUGCUGGUGUGCGGAGAGCAUGAUGCAGGCUCGGUCAACCUGCAGCCAAGAAAACAGAAGAGGAGGAGGCAGCUUUGUGCCGUCCACUACCCAGCACUGACUGUGACAGAAGAGGAGACAGUGAAUGUAUCUGGAGCAGGAGAUAGUCUGGCAGGGGCUUUGAUGGCUGGGAUUCUCCAGGGGCGAGACACAGACAGCUGUGUUCGGAUGGGCCUCCUGGCUGCACGGUUGUCCCUGGCGUCAUCGCACCCCAUCGCCCCUACGCUCACCUCAGACUCUGUGGAUCCCAGCAAAGUCCAGACUCAGCACUGGCCCAAACCCAGCUUCAUGUGGAUAAAUUAAAGAUAUUUUCAAAUAAGUUUGGAAGAAAUGUGUGAAUUUGGUCUAUUACGCAUUGGUUUAUUAAUUUUUUAUAAUUUUAUCUUUAACAUUUGAGAAACCAGCUUGUAAAAUAGUGACUGUGUAAAUUAAUGUUAGAAAAUGAUAGGGUUUUAAUGAAACCAUUAUAUCCUAAUUUAAAUCCAAAUUUGUUUUUUGGUUAAAAACUCCAUUACAAAUAAAAGAGUACAAAUCCUGCAUUCAGAAUUCCCUAAUGUUGUUGCUGGUCAAGGUGGAGCUAAUUUGAACUACUGUUUGUAUUGUUUGAUUACUUGUUUAAUUUAACUACUGACAAUCCGACAUAUUUUAAUGAUCAAUAUUUCCCUCUUAAAAGCAGAUUUUUGUGGAAAUACUUAAAACAGUAUCUCAAAUAUGUACUUGUGUACAGUACCAGUCAAAAGUUUGGACACACCUUCUCAUUCAACUACUUUGAAAAAUAUAAAACAUAUUCUGGUUUGUUGAGCAUUUGUUUGUUUACCACAUCAUUCCAUAUGUGUUCCUUCAUAGUUUGGAUGUCUUC
Molecule: messenger RNA, 2737 nt
Organism: Anoplopoma fimbria (sablefish)
Lineage: Eukaryota; Metazoa; Chordata; Actinopteri; Perciformes; Anoplopomatidae
Exons: 19
Coding region: 82-2181 (699 amino acids)
Molecular function (GO): pseudouridylate synthase activity; kinase activity
Source: RefSeq, a predicted model, not a curated record